GCUCGGUUCUGGUUCGGCCAUGGCGCUGUUCCUCCAUUUUGGCUUCUUCUUGCUGCUGAGUUUUGACACCGCUGGGCCCGCGCGCAGGGACGUGCUAGAGCUCGCGGACGCGGAUUUCGAUUACCUGGCAACGGAACACGAGACGAUGCUGGUCAAAUUCUACGCUCCAUGGUGCGGUCACUGUAAGAAACUGGCUCCAGAUUUUGAGAAAGCUGCAACAAAACUGAAGGGAACAGUACAAUUAGCCAAGGUGGACUGCACAGCUAACAGUGAGUUGUGUGCGCGGUUUGGAGUGACUGGAUAUCCAAGUCUGAAGAUUUUCAGGAGCGGGAGGGACGCAGGCCCCUACGACGGGCCACGCUCUGCAGAGGGGAUCGUGCAGGUCAUGAAGAAACAGUCUGGACCCGACUCAGUUCUGCUCAGGUCCAACUCCGACCUGGAGCAGUUUGUGAAUCACUAUGAGGCCAGCAUCGUGGGCCUGUUCUCUCCGGACUCCUCUCGUCUGUCCGAGUUCCUCAAAGCUGCGUCUUUGCUCCGGGAACAGUUCAGAUUCGCUCACAGCUCCAACCUGAGUCUGGGCCAAGAGUACAACGCCACAGGGGAGUGUGUGCUGCUCUUCAGACCUCCUCGUUUGUCCAAUAAAUUCGAGGAGAGUGUUGUGGUGUUCUCCGACUACCUGACCAUCACUUCCCUGAGACGCUUCAUCAGAGACAACAUUUUUGGCCUUGUUCCUCAUCUGACAGUGGAGAACAUGGAGCGUCUCCGAGUGAAGGACUUACUGACAGUUUACUACGACCUUGACUAUGUCCACAACGUCCGUGGUUCCAACUAUUGGAGAAACAGGGUGAUGCUGGUGGCAUCGAAGUUCCGUGGGCGGGGCCUGAGUUUCUCCGUAGCCAAUCGAAAGGACUUUGAGGCAGAGAUUCAGGAGGAGUUUGGUUUGGGUCCAGAUCCCGGCCUUCCUGUGGCCACGAUCCGGACUAGACUAGGACUCAAGUACACCAUGAGGGAGGAGUUUACGAGGGACGGUCGGUCUCUGGAGCGAUUUUUGGAGGAUUAUUUUUCGGGACGACUCAAGCGUUUCAUCAAGUCUGAGCCUGUCCCUGAGAAGAACCCUGGGCCUGUGAAGGUGGUGGUGGCAGAGUCAUUUGCAGAGAUCGUGGACGAUCCAAACAAAGAUGCUCUGAUCCUGUUCUACUCUCCUCUGUGUCAGCACUGCAAGAAACUGGAGCCUGUGUAUGCCCAGCUCGCAUCUGAGCUGUCCUCAGACCCUGAUGUGGUCGUGGCUAAAAUGAAUGCUGCGGACAAUGACGUUCCUCUGGGGUACGACGUGCAGGGGUUUCCUACCAUUUAUUUCGCUGCCAUCGGGAGGAAAGACGACCCGGUCCGAUACGAGGGUCCUCGAGAAGUGAAGGAUCUGCUUAAGUUUGUAAAGAGAGAAGCUUCGCAUAGUUUAAGGGUAAAGGGAUCAAGGAGUGAACUCUAGAACAUAAAGAAGGAGACAACGAAACAUAGAGAGGAGACAAGGAAAAAAGGAGAUGAGACGAAGAGUGAGGAGACGAGACACACAAAGAGAUAAUGAAUAAGGAGAGACAAACUGCGAGGAGAGGAAACAAGGAUGAAGUCUACUAAAGAACAGUCCAGUUUCUGUUUCUCAUCUCCUCGAUUCCUCCGUGGUUUGAUGGAGAUGGCAGCUUAGGAAACAAGGAAAGGAAACAAGGAGACACGUGACCUCUGACUUCUGCUGAGAGAGCUGAGCCUUCUGCCUCCAGUGCUUUACACCAGAGCUGCAGCUAUUCAUUUACUGUAAAAUCAUCUACUGUUGGAUUCGGUAUUUGUUU
Molecule: messenger RNA, 1841 nt
Organism: Periophthalmus magnuspinnatus
Lineage: Eukaryota; Metazoa; Chordata; Actinopteri; Gobiiformes; Gobiidae
Gene: pdia8
Product: protein disulfide isomerase family A, member 8
Exons: 13
Coding region: 20-1486 (488 amino acids)
Biological process (GO): response to endoplasmic reticulum stress; protein folding
Cellular component (GO): cell surface; endoplasmic reticulum
Molecular function (GO): protein disulfide isomerase activity
Source: RefSeq, a predicted model, not a curated record